UUGAUAUUUGUCUUUGUUUUAUUGAUUAAUCAUCCCAAUAAUUAGCUUAAUGCUUUCGAUAGACCAAGAUAAGAAUGCAAGAAUGCAUAUCAGUAACAAUAAUUUACUUUGGUUUAGCGUAGACAGUGAAACAAGACGAACGAAAACCCAGUUUCAGUAAAUGUCUAUCCUUCUACGCGAUAGGUGUAUUUGAUAGAAUCACUCAUUGAUUCAGCAUUAUAAAUUCAGACACAAUUAAAAUUGAACAUAUCAAUCUAAUUGGUAAUUUUUUUAAGAUAAUACAAGAUUUAUUUUGGCAUUUUAGAUUUGCUCCCUGUUCGACAUCUCUUUCAUCUAUGCUGCAUCUUCUAAGAUCCUUAAAGCUGACUUCAGCUCCGAAAAGAAACCAGUUUACUAAAAAGUCAACUUGUUUAUCAACGCCAUCAAGGAAAUUCCACGAAUCAGCACAAGCAAGAGCCUGCUAUGGCAAUGCAAGUCUAGGAAAUCAUAGUAAAAACCAUAAUGUGACUUCUGCUUAUGAAUUGAUCGAACAUGAGUAUGAUGCAAUUGUUGUGGGAGCCGGUGGAUCUGGAUUGAGAGCGGCUGUUGGACUCGCUGAAAAAGGGUUAGACUGCGCCUGUAUUACCAAGUUGUUUCCAACAAGAUCACAUACUGUAGCAGCACAGGGUGGGAUUAAUGCUGCACUUGGGAAUAUGAGUGAAGACGAUUGGCGCUGGCACGCAUAUGAUACCGUAAAGGGCUCUGACUGGCUCGGGGACCAAGAUGCAAUUCAGUAUAUGUGUGAGGAAGCUCCAGCAACUGUGCUUGAGCUUGAAAGAUAUGGUGUUCCUUUUUCUCGAAAUCCCUCUGGCACGAUUUAUCAACGUGCCUUCGGCGGCCAAUCAUUGGACUAUGGACGUGGAGGCCAAGCUCGUCGAUGCGCGGCAGCAGCUGAUCGAACAGGGCAUGCACUGCUGCAUACACUUUAUGGUCAAGCGUUAAGAUACAACUGUGUAUUUUUUGUAGAAUAUUUUGCAAUUGAUCUGCUGUUCGAAGAGCUUGAUGGGGAACGUGUAUGCCGUGGAGUGUUGGCAUAUUGCAUGGAAGAUGGGUCGCUGCAUGCAUUUAAAGCGCAUCAUACAGUUCUCGCUACAGGCGGAUAUGGACGUACCUACUUUUCUUGCACGAGCGCGCAUACUUGUACUGGGGAUGGGAAUGCGAUGGUAACACGAGCACGAUUGCCAGGCCAAGACUUAGAAUUUGUGCAAUUUCAUCCUACUGGAAUUUAUGGAGCCGGUUGUCUAAUUACAGAAGGAUCAAGAGGUGAAGGUGGCGUGCUGAGAAAUUCGACAGGCGAGCGUUUUAUGGAGAGAUACGCACCAACUGCAAAGGAUUUGGCGUCUAGAGACGUAGUAUCGAGGGCAAUGACAAUUGAGAUUAGGGAGGGGAGAGGUGUCGGACCAAAAAAAGACCAUGUUUUGCUUGAUCUGUCACAUUUAGACCCGCAACUUUUGAAAGAGAGGUUACCAGGGAUAUCAGAAACGGCGGCCAUUUUCUCGGGCGUAGAUGUGACAAAAGAGCCUAUUCCAGUCAUACCAACGGUCCACUACAAUAUGGGCGGGAUUCCGACCAAUUAUUACGGUCAAGUUAUUGUACCGCCAGUUAAAAAUACUAGCAGUCGCUCGAGUAAGAAUAUGCCUAAAAGUUCAGAUGACGGUGAGGCAUCCUCCAGAAACCAAAAAUCAGCUGGUUCUAGCUCGGACUUAUCGUCCGAGCAAGUUGUGGUCAAGGGCCUGUAUGCCGCGGGCGAAGCAGCCUGCGUCUCUGUACACGGUGCGAACCGCCUGGGAGCUAAUUCCCUGUUAGAUAUUGUCGUUUUUGGAAGGGCAUGCGCGUAUCAUAUCGCAGAGGAUUUGGCGAAGUCUUCAUCGAAAAAGAAUACGACAUCUAUGAACAAAACUAAAUCAUAUCAAUUACCUCACGUAGCAUUGAAAUCUAAUACCAUCAAUGAAAUAGUACACCGAUUCGAUAAAACUCUUCGCUCUCAGAAAAAUAGCAUGCCAGCUGCUCACCUUCGAUCUGAAAUGCAGCAAAUUAUGCAAAACUACGCAGCGGUUUUCAGAACUGGUGAUACGCUUUCUAAAGGUGUUGAAUUGAUAGACCAACUUUACCAACAACUGCCUAAUAUGCAAUGUCAAGACCAAAGCAAAAUCUGGAAUACUGACCUUGUUGAGUGCUUAGAAUUACAAAAUUUAAUGACUCAGGCUGUACUCACCAUGCACAGUGCUCAUGCAAGAAAGGAAUCCAGAGGUGCGCAUGCUAGAGAAGACUAUACUGAAAGGGACGAUGAAAACUGGCUCAAGCACACUUUAGCUUAUUUAGAUCUAGAUACCGGGAAAGUCACUUUGAAAUAUAAGCCUGUUCAAUUACAACCGAUCAACGAAAAAAUGCCACAUGUACCUCCCAAAAAGAGAGUUUACUAAAUAGCGUGGUUUCCGGGUAUUAUGAGAAUUACUGCCGUUUUGGACUAUGAUAAAGAUAUAACUAAGUUCUACAAUAUAAAAUGAUGCCUGUGUUACAAGUUUAGUAAACGUUUGAUACAACAAAAUCAGAUUAUAUAUUUUUGUCUUUGAACAAUUCACAGACACUUCAGUUUUACAAUUAACUCUCCACAAUCGAUUCGAACCUCACUGGAGCAAAAUCUCAAGCCGAGGCGCAGUUACUACCGAAUUAGCUCUAUACAAAAGCAGUAAACAAAACUCAAACAGCGCUGAUAGCCAUUGAGGGGGGUGCAACGACACUUGUCAAAUAGACAUCAUGUUGUGAGCAAUAUACGUUAAAAAAGAGCUCAGCUGCCGCUGUGCCCGAGUUUUUUUUAACUAAAAUAAUCAGAUCAGGCGUGAUUCAGGAACGCCAGAAAAUAUAUGCGUAAUAAAUAGAUUAGCAAUUUAUAACAAUCAAA
Molecule: messenger RNA, 2941 nt
Organism: Schistocerca gregaria
Lineage: Eukaryota; Metazoa; Arthropoda; Insecta; Orthoptera; Acrididae
Product: succinate dehydrogenase flavoprotein subunit-like
Exons: 5
Coding region: 336-2462 (708 amino acids)
Biological process (GO): mitochondrial electron transport, succinate to ubiquinone
Molecular function (GO): electron transfer activity; flavin adenine dinucleotide binding; succinate dehydrogenase (quinone) activity
Source: RefSeq, a predicted model, not a curated record